Molecule: messenger RNA, 2019 nt
Organism: Lampris incognitus (smalleye Pacific opah)
Lineage: Eukaryota; Metazoa; Chordata; Actinopteri; Lampriformes; Lampridae
Product: neuropilin and tolloid-like protein 2
Exons: 10
Coding region: 1-1848 (615 amino acids)
Molecular function (GO): protein binding
Source: RefSeq, a predicted model, not a curated record
AUGCACAGAGCUUGGAUACUGUUCUUCCUGAUUGAAGAGGCUUUCGCUCUGGCUCAGAGAAUUAAAGAUUCCCCUGGUGACCAUGGCGGCCAGAGUCCUAACCAGAACGACUGCGGGACAUGGGUCCGCAACAUCAAUGGAGGGGUUUUUACCUCGCCAAACUAUCCCAACACCUACCCUCCUAACAAGGAGUGUGUUUACAUCCUGGAAGCUCUCCCUAGACAAAGGAUCCAACUGGCUUUUGAUAAGAACUACUACAUCGAGCCAUCCUUUGAGUGCCGCUUCGAUCACAUCGAGAUCCGCGACGGCCCAUUCGGGUUCUCGCCGCUCAUCAACCGCUUCUGUGGGGGCAAGAACCCGGGCGUGGUGACGUCCACCGGGCGUUUCAUGUGGAUCAAGUUCACCAGUGAUGAAGAGCUGGAAGGCCUGGGAUUCCGCAUCAAGUACACGUUCAUUGCAGACCCAGAUUUCCAUCUGCACGUGGGUGGACUACUAAACCCCAUCCCGGACUGUCAGUUUGAGAUAGGUGGCUGGGAUGGGGUGAUCCGCUCCAGCCAGGUGGAGGAGGAGGAGAAGGUGAAGUCUGGAGAUGCUCUGGACUGUAUCUGGACCAUCAGGGCUCCUCCUAUGUCCAAGAUCUACCUGCGCUUCAUGGAGUACCAGAUGGAGCAUUCCAACGAGUGCAAGAAGAACUUCGUGGCAGUGUAUGACGGCAGCAGUGCCAUCGAAAACCUCAAGGCCAAGUUCUGCAGCACUGUGGCCAAUGAUGUCAUGCUAGACAACGGGGUCGGCGUGGUGCGCAUGUGGGCUGAUGAAAAGAGUCGCCUCAGCCGCUUCCGCAUGCUCUUCACCGCAUUCGUCGACCCACCCUGCUCAAGCAACACAUUCUUCUGCCACAGUAAUAUGUGCAUUAACAACUCCCUGGUGUGCAAUGGGGUCCAGAACUGUGUCUACCCUUGGGACGAAAACCACUGUAAAGAGAAGCGUUCAACAGGAUUAUUCCAUCAGAUCACCAAAACCCAUGGCACCGUCAUAGGUGUCUCCUCAGGCGUCGUUUUGGUUCUCCUUAUCAUCUCCAUCCUGGUCCAGAUGAAGCAACCGAGGAAGAAGGUGGUGGCCCGGCGGCCCGGCGUUUUCAACAAGGCAGGCUUCCAGGAGGUCUUUGACCCACCCCACUAUGAGCUCUUCUCCCUACGUGAUAAGGAGAUCUCCUCAGACCUGGCUGACCUAUCUGAAGAGCUGGACAGCUUCCAAAAGCUGCGGCGCUCCUCCACCAUGUCCCGCUGUGUUCAUGAGCACCACUGUGGCUCGCAGGCCUCGGUUGCCACCGGCGGUGGCAGCAUGAAGCACAGCCGCACCACCCUGAGCUCCAUGGAGCUGUCCUACCACAACGACUUCUCCAAACCACCACCCAUGAAAACGUUCAACUCCACGGCCAGCUACAAGAAAGGCUGCUAUGGCUACAAGCAGCACUCACAGACUCACGACUGUGACCAGCAAGUCAUUGAGGACCGCGUCAUGGAAGAGAUCCCUUGCGAGAUCUAUGUCCGCGGUGGCGGGGGAAGCGUGGGGGGAGGGGGCGGAACGACAGCAGGAGGAGGAGCCAUUGGAGGAGCAGCGGGAGUAGGAGGGAUCGGAGGAGCAGUAGGAAUGGGAGGUGCUGUGGGGAUGGGCGGGGCAAUGGGGCUGGGAGGGCCAGUGGGUUUGGGGGGGGCUAGUGGCAUUGCAGGUGGCAUCGGAGGCCCAAUGGCCGGCGGCUGUGGAACCCUCAGUGUCCGUGGCAACAAAGCUCGUAACAAUGUCAGUGUGGUCGACCCGCAACAGCGCUCCAUGUCUAUGGACUUCUAGAUGGAGAAGAGAAUGGGGAGAAGAGAGCAAUGCAGAGAGAUCUCCCAUCUUACUUAUUAAGCUGAAAAAGAGAGGACAAACAGGUGAGGUGAGUGAAGAGGAGGAGGAAGGAGAUUUCUUCUGUUCUCUACUCACACCUCACUUUCGAGUGAGUGCGGUGGGCACCAUUUG